AUGGCGUCGCUGACCCCCGCCGGGUCUGAGCCGUCGCUGGAGGACGAGCUGACCUGCUCCAUCUGCCUCUGCCUCUUCAGCAGCCCCGUGACGGUGCCCUGCGGCCACAACUUCUGCGGCUCCUGCCUGGAGCUGACCUGGGCCGGGGCCGAGCGGGACCUCAGCUGCCCGCAGUGCCGCACCACGUUCGCCACCCGCCCGCAGCUGCGCAAGAACACGGUGCUGUGCCGCGUGGUGCAGGAGCUCCAGGGCGGCCUGGCCAAGGCCGAGGAUGCCGCUAAGACGGAGGCCUGCGAGGCUGCCACCACUGUCCCCUGCGACAGCUGCCUGCAGGCGCUCGCGGCCAAGACCUGCCUCACCUGCAUGGCCUCCUUCUGCCUGGAGCACCUGCGGCCGCACCACGAGAGCCCGGCCUUCCGUGACCACCAGCUGUGCCCGCCGCUGCCGGACCUGCAGCAGAGGAAGUGCGCGAGCCACAACAAGCUGAUGGAGCUCUUCUGCCGCGAGCACGCGGCCUGCAUCUGCUCCACCUGCAUCCUCAGCCACCGCCUGUGCCACACCAGCCCCCUGCAGCAGGCCAAGGAGGAGGCCGAGCUAGCGCUGAAGAAGAGACUGAUGCAGAUCUAUAACCAGAGCGGAAGAGCUGCUCAGGCACUGGGCCUCGUGAAGGCAAACCAAAGCAAGAUCACUGAGACAGCUUCCAGGAAAAGAGACUUGAUCACAACUGAGUUUUCAGAAAUUAAAGCUUUAAUUGGAGAAGAAGAAAAUCGACUCUUAAAAAUAAUUGGCGAUGAAGAAAUCAGAGUUUGCAAUAAGUUUGAUUAUAUUUUGGGUGUUCUGAGAAGCAAGAACAAUGAAAUCCAGUCUAUCAGAGAUCAGAUUGAGACGGCACUGACUGAACGUGAUGACAUUCUGUUUUUAAAGAGAGCAGCUGCAUUGCAACAAGUAACUACAAAAGAUGUGUUCACCCCCACAAUUGAAAUGGACCAAAACAUUUUACAUUCCGCUUAUCAGUCUGCCAUUAACAUUAAAGAAACUGUGAAGCUUCUAGUGACUCAGUCUAAGGAGAAAAGCGCAGAAGCAAAAACCUCCGUUAGACCUAAGCCUCCUGGAGCAGCUUUUCCAAAUAGAAACAUUCAUGUAAAAAAGCCUGUUGGACCACAAGAGGCUAUCCAGAAAGAGAAAAUCCAAAAUCAGACUCAAGCUACCCCGCAAGAAGAGGCAGACACCAAAGACAAAGACAAAAAGAAACCCGCUAAAUCUGCACAAAAACCAGGAGCACCAAAUGCUGCAUCUGCUGCUGCUGCUGCUACUAAACAACUGAUUGACAGCUUUUUGAAGAAGCCCAGAGAGGAGCUUUUGCAGUAUGCUGAUAACAUCACCCUGGAUUACAAUACAGCUCAUAAACAAGUGAUCCUGUCUGAGAAAUACACCAAGAUAUCUGUCUCUGAAAUCCCCUUGAAUUACAGCGAGCACCCGCAGCGCUUCACCUAUUGCUCCCAAGUGCUGGGGUUCCAGUGCUUCAAGCGAGGCAUCCACUACUGGGAGGUGGAUCUGCAGCAGAACAACUUCUGUGGCAUCGGCAUCUGCUACGGCAGCAUGGAGCGACAGGGGCCCGAGAGCCGCCUGGGCAGGAACGGCAGCUCUUGGUGCAUCGAGUGGUUCAAUAACAAGAUCUCAGCCUGGCACGACGACGUGGAAAAGUGCUUACCCAACACAAAGGCCACGCGGAUCGGUGUGCUGCUGCACUGCGACCAGGGCUUUGUCAUCUUCUUGGCUGUUGGGGAAAAGCACAACUUGAUCUACAAGUACAAAGCACAGUUUACGGAAGCGCUGUAUCCUGCCUUCUGGGUCUUCUCCAGUGGCACUGUUCUCUCUCUCUGUCAGCUGAAACCCUGAUGUCUCUUAGCUUAACGUGGUGGUAUUUACACAAAUAAUCAGUCCUGUAGCAACUCGUCUCUGUAGUCGUAACAUGUGCUCUGAAUUCAAGGAGAGCUAUUGGUUUGCUGGGUACACAGGUAAAACUUCUCCAUUUCAGUUGUGGGAGGAAGAGGAAAAAGGGAGUUUUGUCCCUAACUUCUAGCUUCCCAGCUGAGUGAAGAAAAUAGGAUUUCUGCACCAUGGUAAAGUUAGAAGAAAGGGCUACUUGGUUGUGUUGAUAGCCUUGUUCUUCUUUUAUUCUUUCCCUCAUCUUUAGCAAGCCUUAAAUUUAAUUGCAAGGGGGAGGGGAACUUUCUUUCUAGUCCAAAAUACUUUUAACGCAUGCAAGAUAGACCUUUUAAUAGCAAUUUUAAAAUAAUAGAUUUGAAAUAAUUCAAAGAAAAAUGAUACUGUACAGAAUGGUACUAUCCCUACCACACAGUAUUAUUUCAAGCAGCCUCAAAGAUCCUCUGAGAGAGAAAAAUUAUUAGCUCUUUCACACAUUUUGGGAUAUCUCUUGGUUCUUUAGUUUGAACUGUUACAAUGGUGAUUUUAAGUGCUGAUUAAACCUGAGGUAAAAAGCAUUUGCAAAGACCUUGAUUGCUCUUCUGGAAGCAAAGUUAUGAUGACAUUAAAUGGCUUCAGUAGCUAUCCCGACUUCUGCAGUUUCCCAUAGCAGACUUCCAGAAGUCAUUUUCUGUUCUAGAUGUCUUGCCUUGCAAGCAAUAACCCCUUUGAGAAGGAAACAGGAGGAACCCCUUUAGAAAUUUAGGUUCCAGGCUUUGAGGUUGGUCUGUUACCUUUUUCUCUACCCUUAGACUGUUGUGCAUAGUCAGGAUUUGAAAUAUAAAUGUUCUCAAUAUAUAACUGAGAGCUAUGGAGUUAACUAUCAAAAUCAGCAAAUUUAGGUCUUAAAUCAUUAAACCAUAAAAGCCAAUAUGACAAAUCUCACCAGAGCAGAAAUGCAGGGCCAAAGCAUUUGCAUCACUGGGAACUCUGGUGUUCCCAGGAGUUUGGGAACACAUGGAGGUGUCCUGAGGGAGGCACCCUGCAGAGCUGCAGUGCCUACCCUGUGCUCACACUCUCCUUGGGAUGAAGCAUUUUAUCCUGUUCUAAACCAGAAUGUGCUUCACACCUUCACAGCAAAGGCUCUUCAGUAUUUCUUUGUAUUGAGGAGUUCAGGGAGCAUAUUUUGGGCUUGCACAGGAGCAUAAAUGUUUUGAUCCCUUACAGCAGGCUGUCCUGUCAUAAAGCUUUUUCUCUUUAUGAGGCAGGAUAUUCUCUGCAGGCUUAUCUCCUGUGGUUCAGAGCAUAGGGACCAGAUCUCCUGCAUUCUGGCCAUGCUCCUGAGACUGUGGUUUCCAUGGUCUGCAAGCGGCGCGCUCAGUAAUGCUCAGAGGAUGCCGUUUGCUCUGUGCAUGAAGCAGGCAGGUCAAGUGGCUCUUCUGCAACACACAGGGAUGCAGCACACACGAGAACACACGUCCACCCCUGCUGGGAUGGAUUUUUAUUUCUGGUGUUCUUUGCCUAGGUUUAUGGUGUGUGUCCAGAGCUCUUCACCACGUACAGAGGAUUUUGUACUACUUAUUCUCUAUUUCUUUGUAAAAGCUUUUAAACAAUCAGGAGGCAAUCAAGGUAUUUGGAUCUCAUACUUCUUGGGCCAGUAUCUUGUUCAUGCCUCUAGAUGUACUCUGCUAGUUCUUAUUUCUUGGACUAGCCCACAGGGAAUGGGGAAGCCGAAAGAGAAACCUACUGGGCUUUGAUGGGUGAGACUCUUGGCAUGCUUUGUGAAAUAAAAUGCAAGGCUAUUAGUGGCAGUUUGAAGAGAACUGUGAGAAUGAAAAUUUUGAGAAGAACCUUUUGUGACAUUUCACAGUAGCUGAAGUGCUUCACAAAAAAAAAAAAAGUUAGGACUUAACUAUUUUCAUUUGAUUUGUAAACUCUCCAGCACAUUGUCAAGUAAAGCACCAGUCAGAUGAACUGCUUCAAUUCUUCUGGCCAAAAAGAGAUUUUUAAUUGCAGUUAGACCUAGAGAUGGUGCAAUGGUUGUCUUUGGA
This is a messenger RNA of Nothoprocta perdicaria, 3977 nucleotides long. It is a transcript of the gene TRIM25, whose product is annotated as tripartite motif containing 25. Gene Ontology annotation, molecular function: zinc ion binding; protein binding. The record is from RefSeq and is a predicted model, not a curated record. The transcript is spliced from 9 exons. Bases 1 to 1899 code for a protein of 632 amino acids. Lineage: Eukaryota; Metazoa; Chordata; Aves; Tinamiformes; Tinamidae.